Closterium sp. Naga37s-1 is the source of this 972-nucleotide messenger RNA. The record is from the annotation of a GenBank genome assembly. NCBI's taxonomy places the organism in Eukaryota, Viridiplantae, Streptophyta, Zygnematophyceae, Desmidiales, Closteriaceae.
AUGUGGAAUUUGACAUCUCACGCACAUGCUGCCGCCAACAUCACGGUGCCUUUUCGGCAAGAACGAGGAUUAGUGGUCCAGCAUGGGAACUUUCGAGGGCCAUUUGCUUCCCGGAGCCGCGUUUCUCCUAUUCGGCUCGUGGCAGCUGUUCAACGCAUCAGGCGCUACAUGGAGCUGAUCUUCAUCUCACUUGGAGCUACAGCAUCAAUACUCAUGGAGCUCGUGCUGACUCAGCCACACUUCUCCCCUCUGGACAAGCACCACGUGAUCCUGCUCGACGCAUUCAACAACCUGGAGCAUGCCGCCAUCUCCCUCUUCUUCCUCCUCUACGCCCUCACCUGCCUCCUCUGCGACCUCCUCCCCAGCCUCCCUCCAUACCUGCCACACCUCGUGGGUGCCUCGGCUCUUGCUCAGGAGUUUCUACUCUUCCACUUCCACUCGGUAGAUCACAUGGGCUUGGAAGGGCACUAUCACAUGCUGCUGAGAAUUCCUAUUGGCAUCGGGGCUAUUUGUGCAGUACUUGAGAUCGCACACCCCACAUCCUUCAUGCUCUCUCUUGUACGUGCCAUGAGCUUUCAGCUGCAAGGCGGGGUGUUUAUCCAGAUCGCCCUGUGCAUCUGGGUGCCGUCGCUGGUGCCCCUUCACUGCAUGCGCGAUGUGGUUACCAACACAGUUACAUGCGAAAGCGAGGUGUGGCAUGGGAGGGCGAAGGCCCUCGCCACUCUGCAGUUCACAUGGUGGAGUGCCGCAGUUGUGCUGAGCACACUGAUUGCCACUGUACUCGCCAGCCAAGCCUUUCAAGACCCUUCAGAAGGGGUUUAUUCCAUUGUCAUGAGGGCACCGAAGGCUGAUACUCCAAGGGACAUUGAAAUGGCAGACUCCAAACCACUGUUAGACACCCCCUCAUCUGACGAGGAAGCUCUGAAGGAAGACCCAUUUGCAGGCGCUGUAAAAGCGUGUGCGGGUGGAUAA